Molecule: messenger RNA, 2728 nt
Organism: Nerophis lumbriciformis (worm pipefish)
Lineage: Eukaryota; Metazoa; Chordata; Actinopteri; Syngnathiformes; Syngnathidae
Gene: fzd9b
Product: frizzled class receptor 9b
Biological process (GO): canonical Wnt signaling pathway; non-canonical Wnt signaling pathway
Cellular component (GO): membrane
Molecular function (GO): transmembrane signaling receptor activity; Wnt-protein binding
Source: RefSeq, a predicted model, not a curated record
CCUGGAGGCGGCAACACAACCUCCCGGAGCUCGGUCCGCUUCUCCCGGCUUUCUCGACAGUCAUGCGACGGACUUCCAACGCGCAACUUCAUUCGGAUUACAACUUUUGUGAUUUUUUUCUUUUUUUUUUUAAUUACUGAAGAGACUAAAGCCAGCAUGGGGGACUAACGAGGACUGAGCCUCUGUUACCCCCUUCCAGCCAUAUUUGUAUUUUUUUAAUGAAUCCACUUUUUCCCUCCACUAAGAGCAUGGAUGGUUGUCCAUUGCAGCUGGUGAUAUUCCUCUGGUGCCUGUUGGUGAUUUCCGCCUCCAGCUUCGAGAUCGGCUCCUACGAGCUGGAGCGAGGCAGACCGGCCAAGUGCGAGCCCAUCUCCAUCCCCAUGUGCGAGGGCAUCGGCUACAACCUGACCCGCAUGCCCAACUUCAUGAACCACGACGACCAGAAGGAGGCGGCCAUCAAGCUGAACGAGUUCGCCCCGCUGGUGGCGUACGGCUGCGACGCGCACCUCCGCUUCUUCCUCUGCUCCCUCUACGCGCCCAUGUGCACCGACAAGGUGUCCACCUCCAUCCCCGCCUGCCGGCCCAUGUGCGAGCAGGCGCGGGAGAAGUGCGCCCCCAUCAUGAAGAAGUUCAGCUACACCUGGCCCGACUCGCUCGACUGCUCCAAGCUGCCCACCAGGAACGACCCCAACGCUCUGUGCAUGGAGGCGCCGGAGAACGAGACCAGAACGGAGGGCAAGAAAGGUGAGGGCAUGCUCCCCGUUCCCCCUCGGCCGAGGCAGCCGGGCACCGGCGGCGGACGCUCGACGGGCGGCGGCGGCGGCUCAUGUGAGAACACGGACAAGUUCCAGUUUGUGGAGAAGAGUCAGUCGUGUGCGCCGCGCUGCUCCCCCGCCGUGGACGUGUUCUGGUCCAGGCGGGACAAGGACUUUGCCUUCAUUUGGAUGACGGUGUGGUCCAUCCUGUGCUUCGUCUCCACCGCCUUCACCGUCCUCACCUUCCUCCUGGAGCCCCACCGUUUCCAGUACCCGGAGCGGCCCAUCAUCUUCCUCUCCAUGUGCUACAACGUCUACUCCGUGGCCUUCAUCAUCCGCUCGGUGGCCGGCGCCGAGAACAUCGCCUGCGACCGGGAGCACGGCGAGCUCUACAUCAUCCAGGAAGGGCUGGAGUCCACGGGCUGCACCAUCGUCUUCCUCAUCCUCUACUACUUCGGCAUGGCCUCCUCCAUCUGGUGGGUCAUCCUCACCCUCACCUGGUUUCUGGCCGCGGGGAAGAAGUGGGGCCACGAGGCCAUCGAAGCCCACAGCAACUACUUCCACAUGGCCGCCUGGGGCAUCCCCGCUCUGAAGACCAUCGUCAUCCUGACCAUGAGGAAGGUGGCCGGGGAUGAGCUGACGGGGCUGUGCUACGUCGGCAGCAUGGACUCGGGUGCGCUUACCGGGUUCGUCCUCAUCCCCCUCUCCUGUUACCUGGUCAUCGGCACGUCCUUCAUCCUCACCGGCUUCGUGGCGCUCUUCCACAUCCGCAAAGUCAUGAAGACGGAGGGCACCAACACGGAGAAGCUGGAGAAGCUGAUGGUGAAAAUCGGCAUCUACUCCAUCCUCUACACGGUCCCCGCCACCUGCGUCAUCGUCUGCUACUUCUACGAGAGGCUCAACAUGGACUACUGGAAGCUGAGAGGCCUGCAGGCCACCUGCGGCGCCUUCAACGGCCACGGCGGCGACUGCUCCCUGCAGGAGUCCGUUCCCACCGUGGCCAUCUUCAUGCUGAAGAUCUUCAUGUCUCUGGUGGUGGGCAUCACCAGCGGGGUGUGGGUGUGGAGCUCCAAGACCCUGCAGACCUGGCAGGGCCUGUGCAGCAGGAAGCUGACGGACAGGACUAGCGGCAGGAAGCCCUGCAGCGGGGUGAGCUGCAGCAGCACCCACUGCCACUACAAAUCACCCGCUGUUGUUCUGCACAUGGCCAAGACAGACCCGCACGCAGACUGUCCCACUAAUGUCUGACACCUGCAAACGUGUGUGUGCGUGUGUGUGUGUGUGUGUGUGAGUGUGUGUCCCAUACAAAGAGCUGCUAAAAAGACACACAAAGUACACUAACAGUAUUCGGUGCAUUCGCCAUAUUGUCCUAAAUACCAGCGUUUGUUUUUGUUUUUUUGCUCUACAGUAGUACCUCAACUUACAUGCUUAAUUGGUUCUGGGAGCGAGCUCUUAACUCAAAACGCUUGUAUCUCAAAUCAACGUCUCCCACCGAACUGAAUUGAAAACAGUGCUUUUAGAUAAGAAGUAUUGUAGAAUGCAGUACAGACAACUGCAAUAGUUUGAUGAAGUACAGUCGUCCCUCGUCACAUCGCACUUCAUAUAUAUUAUCACAGAUUUUUUUUAAAUAUUAUUGCAUAUUUUAAAACAACUUGGGCCCGAAAUUAGGCAUUUUCAAGCAUAAACAUGAAAAAAUUAACAAAAUCCAUACAACAGCCGUAUGAGCCACUUGAGGAGAUGAGACCAAUCGAAAUACGCUGUCCACUGAUUGGCUCAGCCUCAGCCAGCAUUGCUAUAUUGUCUCUGCAACCCGGGGUCAGGCCAAGCUCACCCGAUUAGAAAAAAAGCUUCGAUUUAUAUUACGUUGCUUCAGUUCAAUAUUCAAUAAUUGUAGAGUAACUAAUAAAAAUGUAUAAAAUACAGACUUUAAAUACAUAGUUUCUGCUGCAAAAGAGCAAACAUGAAAGCGGUGG